Messenger RNA from Drosophila busckii, 677 nucleotides. RefSeq lists its product as uncharacterized. The record is from RefSeq and is a predicted model, not a curated record. Bases 267 to 677 code for a protein of 136 amino acids. Lineage: Eukaryota; Metazoa; Arthropoda; Insecta; Diptera; Drosophilidae. The transcript is spliced from 2 exons.
AGAGCUAGAACAAAAAAUUUAAUGAAAAACAACAAAAAAUACGACAACAAAUAAAUAGCCAAAAAUAUAUCAGUGCGCAAAUGUAAAAUGCGGCUGUGAUUAUAAAUCUGGACGACGCAGCGGCAGCGGGCAACCUAACGCGCGUGUGUAUAUUUUUUUGUUGUCAGUGUGUGCGUGUGUAUAUGUGCGUGUAUCCAUAUUACAUGCACACGGAAUGUGUGUGUAUGUAUAUGCCGAAUAUGUGUUAUCAAUAGAAUAAUUCGUAAAUGUGUUGGAGCAACAAUUUAAACAUAUACUUUACACGCAGAUCUCUUCACACUAAUGCAAACAGUUUGCGCAUGCGUUUAAGGCUUUCGAUAGUUCAGUUGGAGUUUGAGUUGCACAACAAGUGGGAAACGCAGAGAAGCAGCCACAAACGUAAAACUUGCAGCAGCAGCACCAACACCACCACCACCACCAGCAGCAGCAGCAGCAGCAGCAGCAGCAACACGAUCAGGAGCAGAAGCAGGAGGAGGAUUAGGCUAGCAAGCUGGCCACCACAAGCUAUCGGCUGGUCGUGGCGCCAAGUGGCAGCCAAAGAGCCGCAGGCAAUGGCACGACAACAACAACAACAGUCAGCGCAGGCGCUGGCGGCGCUGGCAGCAAUCACAGCUCCAGCAGCGGUGGCAUCAAUGUGA